AUCAUCAUACGGCGCCGCCAUCUUUGAGCGGCCAUGUGCGUUUGCGGUUGAAAUCCAAAAAUGGCCGACGGCGAAGAUGCUGCUCCGAGUUCGGACUCGGACUUCGAAGACAUGGACGACAAUGAGGGCGAAGACGACGUUAUGUCGGACGCCGAAGGCCAAGGCGUGGCCGCCCAAGAAGGUGCCGUCGAACGGCGAGUCUACGUUCCUGGGACAACGAACGACGGCGAGGAGCUCGAAUGUGACCAGUCAGCCUACGUCGUCUACCAUCAGGCCACCACGGUGGCACCGUGCCUCAGCUUCGACAUCGUCGGGGACUCCCUCGGGGACAACCGGGCUGAUCGGUUUCCGCUGACGUGUUACUUGGCGGCGGGAACCCAGGCCGAACGCUCGCACCUCAACCACCUGAUCGUGAUGAAGCUCAGCAACAUGGGCCGCAACAAAGAGUCAGCCCGAAAAGAUGCCGGCGACGAGGAAGACAGCUCGGAGAGCGAAGACGAGGAUGCCAAGCCCGAGAUGGAGAGCGCCCUGGUGCCGCAUCAGGGGUGCGUCAAUCGCGUCCGUGUGUCCAAGGUCGGGGACAAGACGAUGGCGGCGACCUGGUCUGAGAACCGCAAGGUGUACCUCUGGGACCUGAGCCACCCGCUGCAUGUGCUGGAGCACCCGUCGGCCAUGUCCAACUACGUGCGGAACCACGAGGCGCCCAAGCCGGCCUUCCAGUUUGCGGGACACCUCGCCGAGGGCUAUGCCGUCGACUGGUCACCCACCAAGCCAGGUGUUUUGGCGACGGGAGACUGCAACAAAAACAUCCACCUGUGGAAGCCCCACGAGAGCACGUGGCACGUAGACCAGCGCGCCUUUACGGGGCACACGGCCUCAGUGGAAGACAUCCAGUGGUCUCCCAGCGAAGCGACGGUGCUUGCAUCGUGUUCGGUGGACCGCUCGAUCCGGAUAUGGGACGUCAGGGCGGCACCCAACAAGGCGUGCAUGCUGACGACGGCAGACGCCCACGAGGCAGACGUCAACGUGAUCAGCUGGAACCGGCUGGAACCGUUCCUGCUGUCCGGUGGAGACGACGGCUCGGUCAAGGUCUGGGACCUGCGCACGUUUCAGAGCGGGAAGCCUGUGGCGACCUUCAAGCACCACCUGGCGCCCAUCACGUCGGUGGAGUGGCACCCGACGGACGGCACGGUGUUCCUGGCGAGCGGCAGCGACGACCAGCUCACGCUCUGGGACCUGGCCGUGGAGAGGGACGGGGACGCGGAGGCGACGGGCGCGUCCGGGGACGCGGAGGAGGACGCGGCGCUGAGGGGUCUGCCGCCGCAGCUCCUCUUCAUCCACCAGGGACAGAAGGAGAUCAAGGAGGGACACUGGCACCCCCAAAUGCCCGGCGUCAUCGUCAGCACGGCCCAGAACGGCUUCAACGUGUUCAGGACUAUCAGCGUCUGAGCGGAUGCGCUCCGGGCGCCGUCCAUCGUGUAGCCCCAGCACACUUCCGGUCCGCGCGUGGGCUUUCUAAUUUUGUUACGCGUCGUUCUUUCUACGUAAAAGGGAGUUACGUCGGCCGGUGCCAUCAACGACCGUCUCCCGAAAGGUGGCGCGUAGGUUUGACCUCGCAAAUACCGCAAACACUACCGCCCCUUUGGGGACCGAAGUGUUUCAGAGGGCUUUUUCACUCCGACGCCACGGCAUCUCAACUCGCGCGAGCGAGGGAAAAUAUGGGUAGAAACGGAGAGAGGAGACGACAGUGUGCAGGAAUUUGUGAGCACGGAGCUCUGGUUGGAUUGAUUAGCAGGCAGAUGCAAAGAUAGCUGAAUUUGGCUCCACUCGCUGUUCGAACGUGAACACCGAUGUUCAUCGUUGAAACGCGUUAAAACAGCGAGCGGGGAGAAAGGCAGCUCGUGUUGAGUCUGCCCCUAAUCAUUCCAACCACGGCCUGGUGCUCGGACGUUGCUGUGCACUUAAAAUCUCCUCCUCUUCCUCAGUGUAUAUCCCUAUACUUCGUCUCACUAAAACGAUGCAGCACAGCUAAGGCUGACGGGCAAGAGAGCGUGUCCCAACGUUUUCAAGAGGAGGGAAAGGAGGAACAGGAGGGAGGCUGGGAUUCCCAGCUUUUCUCACCUGUCUUAGCGAGUGAGUGAGUAUAAGCUUACAGGGCGAUGGAAGCUGUGCACACUCCGGACCAGUCGGCCCGGACCCGCUUUCUGCGCGGGGGUAUGGGCGGAAGAGCGAUCGCGCGACGGGGAAUCGACGAACAUGCAGCUUCUGUCGCCCUGUCUGGUUAGCGUCGGAUGGUGUGUAGAGGUAGACGGUGUUACCGUGGUGGUUGCCACGUUGAAUUCUGACGUGCUGCACAACUUCUCUCCGUACACGUUUGCAAGCAGUCGCGCUUUAAAAGUGCUACUGGCUACUGUCGGAGGAGAACGUUUUGCGGAGACGACGCACUUAGUUUUUGUGUACCACUUGGAUACGAUCGAGCCGAUCUAGAAUCACCGCACUCUUGGCGCAGGUACAGAGUGUAGACAAAAGGGUUGCGAGAGAGGAAUUGCAUUGUUGGGCCCUGGUGCCACGAGUGGAUGUUUUCUGCGCCCUCUUACUCGAAGGGCAUUUGAAUGUAAGAGAUGGAGACAUCUUUUUGGAUCAUUGUUUGUCACACGACCAGAGCGUGCGUACGUGGCUUUUUCACACAUUGGGCGACUUCAGAGUGUUGAAAUGUUUCCUUGCUCCCGCGUCACAGUUUUGGAGUCUGCUUUUGCUCGCAUUAAGAUGGCAUUUGAGACUCGCCACUUGUCGUUUGCCUGUUGUCACACUUCCCACUUCAUACUAGCGUUGAGGAGCUUGUCUGUGGCAGAGAUUAUUUGUCUGCCCCCCCCUCCACCUUCUUCGCACAUACGGCACCCUGUUAUCCAGGAUUUCUGGGUGGGGGAGGGAGCUACAUUGACAAAUGAAUAAAUUAUCUCCAACACA
This is a messenger RNA of Ixodes scapularis (black-legged tick), 2967 nucleotides long. Its product is annotated as glutamate-rich WD repeat-containing protein 1. The record is from RefSeq and is a predicted model, not a curated record. Gene Ontology annotation, molecular function: protein binding. The transcript has 6 exons. Lineage: Eukaryota; Metazoa; Arthropoda; Arachnida; Ixodida; Ixodidae. Bases 61 to 1449 code for a protein of 462 amino acids.